AUGUCUGGUCCAACUUUAACUUUUUGGUGCGCGUUAAUGUGUGUUUACCGGGCAGAAAAGAUAGGAACUGCGACACCACCGAACAUUGUCAUUAUGCUAAUGGAUGACAUGGGUUGGGGGGACCUAGGGGUUUUGGGCCAGCCCGCUAGAGAGACCCCUUAUCUGGAUGCCAUGGCUGCACAGGGCAUGCUUCUCCCAAACUUCUACACUGCCAACCCUUUAUGUUCACCAUCCAGAGCAUCACUUCUCACCGGGAGGUUACCUGUACGAAAUGGUUUCUACACUACUAACGGUCAUGCCAGAAAUGCAUACACACCACAGGAGAUUGUGGGAGGAAUCUCUCGGGAUGAGAUCCUGUUACCUCAGAUGCUAAAAAAGAAAGGAUAUGUCAGCAAGAUAGUUGGGAAAUGGCAUCUGGGCCACAGAGCACAGUACCUCCCCCUGAAAAAUGGCUUCGACGAAUGGUUUGGUGCACCCAACUGCCAUUUUGGGCCGUAUAACAAGAGUGAGAGACCCAACAUCCCUGUCUACAACAACUCUGAGAUGGUCGGCAGAUACUAUGAAGAGUUUCAAAUCGACAAAAAAACAGGAGAAUCAAAUCUCACACAGAUUUACUUGCAGGAAGGUCUUGACUUCAUAUAUCGACAGAAUCUGGCCCAACAGCCCUUCUUCCUGUACUGGGCCGCUGACGCAACUCAUGCCCCUGUCUAUGCUUCCAGACGCUUCCUCGGGAAGAGCCAGCGGGGCCGGUAUGGUGAUGCCGUCAUGGAGCUGGACUACAGCGUUGGCCAGAUCCUGUCCAGGCUGAGGACUCUGGGUAUUGAAAAUAAUACCUUUGUUUUCUUCACUUCAGACAAUGGAGCUGCUCUUAUGUCUGGCCCAAAUGAGAGUGGCUCUAACGGGCCUUUCCUCUGUGGGAAGGAAACCACCUAUGAAGGGGGCAUGAGGGAGCCUGCCAUUGCUUGGUGGCCUGGACACAUCACAGCAGGCACGGUGAAUUUCCAGCUGUCUAGUGUAAUGGACCUGUACACCACAAGUUUAUCUCUGGCUGGCAUCAGUCCACCUGAUGAUCGAGCCCUGGAUGGAUUCGACCUGUCACCAAUCCUCCUGAAUAGCUCGCACACACUGCAAAACAGGCCAAUCUUCUAUUACCGUGGCAAUGAACUCAUGGCAGUCAGGCUUGGGCAAUAUAAGGCGCACUACUGGACCUGGACCAACUCUUGGGAUGAGUUAAACAAGGGUGUGAAUUUCUGCCCCGGUCAGGAAGUCCCAGGCGUCACCACACAUGAGCAGAAGGAGCAUACACUGCAGCCUCUCAUUUUCCACCUGGGCCGGGAUCCUGGUGAGAAGUUCCCGAUCAGUGUUUUGACAAAGGAGUACCAGGAUGUACUUGGCCGUAUCUCGCCGGUUGUGGAGCACCAUAAGAAGACGCUGGUUGCUGGCAUACCACAGCUCAACAUGUGUGACCUUGCAGUGAUGAACUGGGCUCCAGCUGGCUGUGAGAAGUUAGGAAAGUGUCUCAAAGCGCCCACAUCAUCUCCCUGGAAGUGUGAGUGGCCGCACUGA
Messenger RNA from Nerophis lumbriciformis (worm pipefish), 1566 nucleotides. The record is from RefSeq and is a predicted model, not a curated record. Lineage: Eukaryota; Metazoa; Chordata; Actinopteri; Syngnathiformes; Syngnathidae.